UGUCAUGUCGGCCAUGUUGAAUUUCUUGCAACGCAGGAUAUGUCAGCUGGCGGUUUGCCGUAGUAUUUCUCUAAAAAUCUAUACUAGAAGAUUAAAUUGAACGGUUUUCAGUGAUUUACUAUAAAUUUUAAAGUUAAAUCUCAUAGAUGAUACAAUGGUUUAGUUUGGUUUUAAAGUGAAAAUAUGAUAUUAUUGUAUAAGAGGUGGCAUGCGAUUUCUCUUGCAUUUUUAUGGUUUGUGACAAGAUAAAAUGGUUUUAGGCCUGACUAAAGUCUCGUAGUUUAUUGUUUCAUUUUCUUACAUUAUCGUUUUAAGUGAUUACAAGUGAUAACCUUUCGGUGAAAUUAGUUUCGUGUCCUAAGUUAAUGCACCUGUCAGUCAAAGAACGAUUAUUAUCCUGUCCCACAAUCUCGAAGGAAGAUCUGAUUUAUUUUAAGUAACCUUAUUGAAGACUACAAGAUGAACGGCUCUGACUCUGGGUUUAACCCAGCGUUCAACAUUGCCACCAUAAAGCAAGUGGUAAAUGAGGCCAUUGAGAGAGUCGCGCCGGUUUCAGUGCGGAUGCAGACGCCGACUCGCCUCCGGGAUCUGAUCCGACAAAUCCGCGCGGCCAGGACCGCGGCCGAGGAGCGGAGCGUUGUGAACAAGGAGUGCGCGUACAUUAGGUCCACGUUCAGAGAGGAGGACAGCGUUUGGAGAUGUCGGAACAUAGCGAAACUCCUGUACAUCCACAUGCUGGGCUACCCAGCGCACUUCGGUCAGUUGGAAUGCCUGAAAUUGAUCGCAAGUCCGCGGUUCACGGACAAGCGGGUGGGGUACUUAGGGGCCAUGCUGCUCCUGGACGAACGUCAGGACGUACACCUUCUCAUCACCAACUGUUUGAAAAAUGACCUCAACAGUAACACACAAUUCGUGGUGGGACUAGCACUAUGUACGCUCGGAGCGAUCGCGUCACCAGAAAUGGCACGAGACCUCGCCUCAGAGGUCGAGAGACUGAUCAAAUCCCCCAACGCAUACAUCAAGAAAAAGGCAGCCUUAUGCGCCUUCAGGAUUAUCAGACGUGUCCCCGAUCUGAUGGAGAUGUUCCUGCCAGCGACCAGGAGCUUGCUGACGGAGAAGAAUCAUGGCGUCCUUAUCACCGGGGUGACGCUCAUCACAGAGAUGUGCGAAAAUAGUCCCGACACGCUCAACCACUUCAAAAAGGAGAGCGGACAGCGCGAGAUUGUGCCGAAUCUGGUGAGAAUAUUGAAGAACUUAAUUUUGGCGGGUUACUCGCCCGAACAUGACGUCAGCGGGGUAUCGGAUCCAUUCCUUCAGGUUAAAAUCCUCCGUCUACUGCGAAUACUCGGCAAAAACGACGCCGAAGCGUCCGAAGCGAUGAACGACAUUCUCGCUCAAGUCGCCACUAACACGGAAACCAGCAAGAAUGUAGGCAAUACCAUCCUCUAUGAGACUGUCCUAUCCAUCAUGGACAUCAAAUCCGAGAGCAGUCUGAGAGUACUAGCUAUUAAUAUCCUGGGAAGAUUCCUGCUCAAUAAUGACAAGAAUAUCCGAUACGUGGCCUUGAACACGUUGCUAAGAACUGUGCAUGUCGACACAUCGGCCGUGCAGAGACAUCGGACCACGAUAUUGGAGUGCUUGAAGGACCCAGACGUAUCAAUACGUCGUAGAGCCAUGGAACUGUCAUUCGCACUCAUCAACGGACAGAACAUCCGAGCAAUGAUGAAGGAACUGCUGGCCUUCCUAGAGAGAUCUGACGCGGAGUUCAAGGCUCACUGCUCGAGCGCCAUGGUGUUGGCUGCAGAGAGAUACGCGCCCUCCAGCAAAUGGCAUCUCGAUACGCUGUUCCAGGUCUUGCUGAAGGCAGGCAACUACCUGCGGGACGACACAGUAUCCAACACUAUACAGAUAGUAUCGGCGGCGCCGGGGGAGAGACAGGCGUACGCUUCCAUGCGGCUGUGGACGUCUCUAGAACGAUCGGCCGUGUGUGCCGAUGCCACUGAGAAGCAGCCGCUCAUACAGGUGGCCGCGUGGACGAUCGGAGAGUACGGGGACAUGUUGGUAUCGGAGGCCAGCAACGCAAUAUCCAUGGUCGAUGACGAUGGUGUCGAUGACUUCACCCGUCCGACGGAAGAGUAUGUGAUAGACAUAUACCAGAAGUUACUGUGGUCCACACAGCUAUCCAUAACCACCAAGGAAUAUCUAUUACUUUCCCUGGCCAAACUGUCCACACGGUUCACCACACGACCAAGCCAGGACAAAAUCCGCGUAAUAAUUGACACGUUCGGUUCUCAUAUCCACAUCGAGCUGCAGCAGAGAGGGGUGGAGCUAUCACAGCUUUAUAAGCAAUAUGCGCACUUACGACCGGCGCUGUUGGAGCGAAUGCCGCCCAUGGAAGCCGCGACUGCGACGGACAGGGAACGAGACGACAGCGACACGGAGAGCGAGCAGCCACAGACGAACAUACAAACUGAACAGAACCCUCUUCUGGACUUGAUCAACGGCUCAGAACUACUUUCCAACGGCGACGUAGAACACCCGCCCGCUACAACCACCAACAACAACUCCAAUACCAAUGAUAUCUUGGACCUCCUAAGCGGGCUAGACCUCAGCUCGCCCACUAUGCCCACGCCCAGCGUGGCGGUGAGCGUGGCCAACAACAAUCUGACGUCGCCCUCUCUGCUGCUUGACGGGCUUUUUGCACCAGAGCCAACGGUCACAGAGCCUCAGGAGUGCGUGGUACGCGCGUUGGAGCGCAACGGCGUGCUGGUGGAGCUGUGCGCGCUGCGCGGCGGCGACACGGCCACGCUGACGAUGCGCGCGCGCUCGCACGCGGCCGACACCAUCACGGACUUUCUGUUCCAAGCCGCCGUGCCACGGACAUUCCGGCUAGACAUGAUGUCACCAUCGGGAACUGUGUUGACGCCCCAGGGAGAAAUCACACAAGUUCUCAAAAUUACCAAUCCGUCCAAGACACCUCUUCGUCUUCGGAUAAGAGUGUCAUACAGCAUCGACGGAAACCCAAUCUUAGAACAAGCGGAAGUGAACAAUUUCCCGCCGGACCUGUUCAACUGACGGCCCCGCCACCACCACCCGCGCGGCUGCACGGAUCUAUGAUUACACUAACUGAGAUAAGAGGUACUGACUUACGACCCGAUCCAUUCACACAUAGAUGAAUCAUAAUACAUGGUGACUUUUUAGUCUUCUUACAAAAGCAGACCACUUAUUCUACCUAAUGUGUGGCUAACUUUGUUGUACACAAACUCUAAAUUGACAUGUUUAAAUAUGUUGCUAUCCCUUUCAUAAUGCUUGUCUUAGAAAAUGAUAGCACUAGAUUUAACCUGUCAAUUGUUUAGUACAUUCUGUAGAUUGUGUACAACAGAAUUACAGUAUUAUCCACAAUAUCUACCUAUCCAUUAGUAAAAAUAUUCAAAAAAAAAUUUGAUCGUAAGUAUUAUUUAUGUUACAUAAUCGAGUUUUGCUUUAGUAAAUGAUCGGUGGACCGUGUUUCCACCACCAGUUUCUUUCGCUAUGAACAAAAUUAACAAUUUAUUUAAAAUUACAAUGUUUUUAUUUAACUUUUUUAUUCCUAAACGUUUAGGAAUAAAAAUAAAACGUUUAUUUCUUAAAUUGUGCCACACAUUACAUCUUAUAGUUAAUAAUAUCUUAUAGUUAUAGUAAUAGUUGGUUAUCCCGAUGCUUCCUCAGGAUAACUGAGGAAGUAUAAGAUUGAGAUGUAGACAGACUUUAUUAACUGGUUGAGUUUAUCUAGACAACUAUAAAGUCACUGUGUAUCAUGUAAGUAACGGGUACCAUGGUUAAAACCACAAUAGUUAACCAUUAAUGUCGAUAUUUCGACCCAGUUAAAUGGAUCUUGAUCUUGGUCAUAGCCACGGGCAGUCUAUUAUUACCUGCCUAACAAAACAAAAAUGUGAGAAGGAUAGAUUUAUUCGCUGUAGUGUACCGAGAAAGAGAUGGCAAUAAAGCAAUGUUGGCCGCGACGGGCGAAAAAAAGUCAAAUUACGGCGUUUUAUUAUUAGUUAUAUUAAACCAAAAUUAGUUUUUGGAAAUAGUUUUUUUUUUUUUUUUUACUAUCUAGGGGCAAAGAUAAGUGAAAAAUCAAAAAGUGCGCGUCGAAAUCUAUAAAAUCACGAACCAAUAAUUUAAACUAUGCUGUCAGUCAGUUACUUUGACAAAGGACAGCGGAGAAAUAAAUUCUAUCAAACCUGUGUACAUAGAAAAUACUUUCAAAGGUUGUAGUCAAAUGUAGUUUUAUCGUCGACGGCAGCUAUUAUUAUAUUUGCUUAAUGAUAUAUUACAAAGUUUUAACAGUUAUACAAUGGCGUCAAUCUCAAUUUUUUAUUCAUUUACCUACAAGAACUAAAUUGUAUCUGACGUAGAACUCUAUAGUUCUAACGGUCAAUUUUUCGAAGGUCUACUGUUGGCUGUGGGAUUGACGACUAUAUGAUGUUUUUAGUAAAACAGUAGGUAUGUGUGUGUAAAAUUAUUACAACCUUUUUAUUUACUAAAAUCCAUCUAGCAAAAACCCUUGAAAAAUUUUAAAAUAUAAACCCGAAUAAUUAUAUACAUAUGCAAUACUUAUAAGAAGAUAAAUUGUUGUUUUUUUUGAAAAUGCAUAAUUAUUAGAGAUGGACCAUUUCACAGGUAAAGUGUGAAAAAUUAUGUGAUAAGCCUUUUCAUAUGUAACACUUGCUACUCUUCUUACAGUAUGUAUUCUGUCAAGAAAUUUAAAAUAUAAAACUGAAAAUGAAUAUUAUAAAUUAUGAAUGAAUAAUUAAAUACUUAUUUGAUACUUGUAAGAAGAUAAAUUGUUGUGUUUUUCUUAAAAUGCAUAAAUUAAUUACUAUAGCUGAUGAACUAUUUCACAGGUCGUAUGUGAAAAAUCACGCGGAAAGCCUUUUCAUAUUAUGUAACAAGCCUUGCUACCCUUCUGGCCUGUCAAAAAUCACGAAUUUUAUUCUUCGUAAAAUUUUAAAUCUCACAGAGAUUAAAAACUGUUUUAUUGUUUAAAUGUAAGUAGCAAAUGAUUAUUAUAAUUGAGCAAAUUUAAAAAUUCACCUUCUGUGAAAUCACUGUGAAGAAGAAUAAUAAGUUUACCAAAUGAAAAUGAUUUUAAAGUAGCAAUAAUGCUCAUCUCUAAUAAUAAUUACAUAUUAAUAAAAAUAAAUAAUAGGCGCGCUAUUUGUGGGCAACACUUAAAAGUACUGAAUUUCCUAUUAGUGUGUGUGAAAUGUAGAGAUAAUAAUAUUAGCUGUCACUUAAAACAUUCCACUUUUUAGAAUAGUUACUUUUUUUUUGGGAAAUUAUAAUGAUAAGGUCCGUAACGUGCAUGAAAAAUCGUAUUUCUAAAUCUUUGCUGGCAUUAUAAAUAAUUUUUAUUAUUGAAUAGGAAAAUUGUAUUUGAAAAAAUCGGCUGUAAUAUUUUUCUAAUAUUUUGCAAAUAAAAAUAUUUUUGAAAUCAUAAUAUUUCUGUAUUAUAAAUAAUAAUCUCACAUAUAUAAAUAUGUAAUUACAUAUAUUCAUAUUUAUAAUAUUUUAUGCAAAAUAUUAUGUUCAAUCUUAGUUUAAAAAAUCAAUGUUACUUGAUUGACGCAUGCUAAAAAACGUUACGUAAAAUUUUUAAUAAUAAAAAAUAUGGACAAAAUGUCUAUUUAGAGAAACAGUUUUAACCGAAUUUGUCUUUCCUUUCGAAAAGAAAGAAAGAAAAAGAAAAACAUUUAUUUAAUCUGUAACAUAUACAAUCUCUAAAAUAAACUAAAUUGACAGAUUUAACGAUAAUAAAUUAUAGUAGCAUAGUGCCAUCCCUCUCACAAUGUUUCCUGCGAAAAAGGAUAGCACUAUUUAUAGACUUCAAAAGGUUUAGUUUGUGUGCAACCGUCAUUAUGUCAUUGUAAUAUUAAAAUUAUUACAUUAAAUUUUAUGCACUAUAUUUGAAUUCAAGUUGGUGUCUCCUACUUACUACUUGAGACGUGAUAUCAUCGAUGUAUAUGGAUGGGCCCUUCGAAGAUAAAAAACACGCUCAAAAAGUCAAGAGAAUUUGCAAAAGUCUCUUGACUUUGUCAAUGACGAUGACGUAAGAUUCAAGCAUAUUUUUGCGGACGGAAUUGUAUGGGAAAGGCUAAUCCAUAUACAUCGAUGCGUGAUAUUGAUUUAAUUUUUUUGUCAAAUACAGGUUUUUAUUCAUUGUUAUUCUAUACAUAUAAAACGGCUAAUUUUACGCUUUGGGCGACAUAUUUUAUGAAUGAAUCAAUUGAAGGCAAUAAAGAGAUAAAACUGGUGCCAGUGAAGAAAAAAAUCUAAAAUGGCGACGCUAAUCGCUACCUCUCACUCGCACACUAUACACAGGCAUAGUGUGUACAUGAAAUGGAAUGAUUAACGCCGCCAUUUUCGAUUCGUUGCUUUAUUGGCACAACUUAUGUAGAGGUAUUAUAUCAGAUCGGUUUAUAUAAAAACGUUCUGAUUCUCGUGAUUUGCGCUGUACAUAAAACUGAACGAAGUGAUUCGCUAACUCAGUGUCUAACGCUACAUGAUAGCCACCGAGCUCAUUUGACUUUGGUUAGUUUUAUAUUGCUGGUUCAUUGGAUGAUAUUAAAACAAUUUUUCAUAGAAAACCUUCAAUGGAUUAAAAAUAAACGUCUGAUGAGUUCGGUGGUAAUCAUUCAGUGUUAGACACUGAGUUAGCGAAUCAGUAGGCUGGUAAAUUGUAACAUACUUAUGUAUAGUGAGCUGGAUUGUGUGGGGAAUGUACUUAAUAGAUUAUUUUAUUAUUAACAAUGUAAUAUAAAGGUCGUUGCACACGCAACGGCAUAUGGGAUAAGGGUUUGAUAAACAGUGAUCUAAUAUGUAGGUUUCAAACACUCAUUCUGUUCCACUGAACUGUACUGUAGUAUAUAGGUACAGCUUGUUUAGUAUAGCCAGAAUGAAUGAGUGAGGGAACGGUGUGAUCCUGAAUCGACGAUAUGUUAAAUAUUAGGCUAUGGUGACGUAAAAUCAUAGAAAAAUAUGGCUACUAGCGUCAAAUGUAUUAAUAUUUGACGCCUGCCAGUGACGCCGAAGCCUCGAAGUUUUGUUAGAAGUUCCCUAACUGUCGUGAACUGUGGUAUACCUUUUACAUUCGCAAGGUGCCUAGCAACACUGUUCACGACACUACAUUAUUGUGUUAACAAAUUGGUUUGCUGAACAAGUCUCCGCUCUGCUCCGAUUCAGUGGAUAGGCACCCUUAGAGGCGUUUUGUCUUGUGAAGGUGAAUAGGUUCAUAAUGUUUAAAGCUCCCGUUGCGUGUGCAAUAAUGACCUUGAAACUAUAAUUAUCAAGUAAAUGCGUGUGAUACACUAAAUAGGUAUAUUCGUGAAUCGUUUGGAUUAUGUAAAGAAAUAGUGUAUUGGAUCUUGGUUUAAUACGUUAUACUGUGUUUAUAAAAAAUAAGUGGAUAUUUUACCCUAAAUACUAACCCCCUUUCUAAUAAACGUUGUAUAGUUACACAAUGUGGCUAAUUCUGCUGUACACAUUUUAGUAACUAAAAUGAUAGGUUUAAAAUAUAUAUUGUUAUCCCUUUUAUAAUUCUCCCUGUGGAGAAGGACAGCAUUAGAUUUAGACGUGUCAUUUUAGUUUAGUUAAGAUACUGUGUAAAACAGAAUAAGCCAUAUUGCGUUGUCUUCUUCUUUCGGGUGUCAAAUGCUGGAUGACAGAACGAGAGAAAUCUAUGUGUAACUAUUCACCCGUUUAAUAGUUUAACAAAUGAAGGCAAUAUUUAGCUCUCAAAGAUUGGAAUCAGUCGAUAACAUUGCUUUGAAUUGAUCCUGAAAAAAUUAUCACGUCAUCUGUCAAUAAAUCUGAUGGUUCUGGGUAAAUACCGGGCCUUAUCACAACUUAAACACGCUUGCCGAAAAUUUCGUCUGAUGCAAAGGCUCAUAAAGUCUACGAUUUUUUUUUUUCAACCCCGUCUUUGGUUAUCAAUUGAGCUAAAUAAACCCGAAUAUUAUACAAGUAUUUAGGUGUUUUGUUAAAUGUAGUUUUGUUACGAAUUCACUGCUUCAAACGCUAGGUAAAUAGGUAUUUUAUAUUGUAUUUUAGGUUAGUCCUUCCUUUAAGAUAAUGAGAAUUUUUUAUUCAGUGACAAUUGUAAAUAAAUACAAUAUGAAAUGUGAAAGAACAUAAUAUUAUAAUGUAGAAUGAAAGCAUAUAGUCUAUAAUUAUAGCUCCUUUACAUUACAAGAACUUUUUAUAAGACAAAAAUCUGAAGCAGAGCGAAACGAGCUCUUGCUUUUGACUAUAGUAAUCUGUUUGGUCGUAAACACGUGUCUCCGCUCUACUUGGCUUCAUUGGAAACGCGCCUUUACUGUGCUUGUCAUGUGAAGCAGAGUAAAGUGGGACAUAUUCAGCGGACCAAUCAGAUUAUUUGUAGAUGGCCUAACACGUCAUGUUUUAACAGUGCGAUUGGUCCAUUGAAAACAUCUUCGAUUCAAGACUUCAAACUUGAGCGACAUUUAAAAUGUCUUUACGAUUUAAUAAGCUUGUUAAUACAUAAGUAUUUCUUGUCUAUUGUCUUACAAGAAGUUCUUAGUGUGUACUACUACUUUAUUUUAUUCCCAAGUUAAUAUUGUUUGGGACGUUUUAUCAAUUAGGCUGUUAAUUUUCAUUAUUUUUAAAUCUUAUUUAUGUUAAUAAUUAACCAGCACAGUUUUAAAAAUAUACAUAACCUUAUUGUAAAUUACACAUUAAUGAAAUAAGUUAAAUCCAUGAAGGUGUGAUUAUUAUUUUUUCUUUGUAUUUUAAAGGCUUUUACACAUUUUAGUGUUUGUCACGUUCGAAAAAAAGUAUGUUAAAUCGAUUU
This is a messenger RNA of Maniola jurtina (meadow brown), 8854 nucleotides long. RefSeq names its product AP-1 complex subunit gamma-1 (gene AP-1gamma). The transcript has 20 exons. Gene Ontology annotation, molecular function: clathrin-cargo adaptor activity. The coding region runs from base 460 to 3075 and encodes 871 amino acids. Gene Ontology annotation, biological process: intracellular protein transport; Golgi to vacuole transport; receptor-mediated endocytosis. Lineage: Eukaryota; Metazoa; Arthropoda; Insecta; Lepidoptera; Nymphalidae. Gene Ontology annotation, cellular component: Golgi apparatus; AP-1 adaptor complex; membrane coat. The record is from RefSeq and is a predicted model, not a curated record.